AUGAGCACCAUGACAGCAAUGGAUGCAAGCCAAACAGUUGGAAAUCUGUCCAAUAUUUUCCAAGGAGUAACUGCUAUGGCCCCUUCUACAACCAGUGGAUCAACUGAAGGAUACAAUAUAAUAGGAACAUUUGGGGAUUACUUUAAGCCACAUUGCUGGUCAAAGAAUUGUAAAGAACUAGUUAAUCAUGAAG
Entrophospora sp. SA101 is the source of this 193-nucleotide messenger RNA. The record is from the annotation of a GenBank genome assembly. NCBI's taxonomy places the organism in Eukaryota, Fungi, Glomeromycota, Glomeromycetes, Entrophosporales, Entrophosporaceae.